Messenger RNA from Rotaria sp. Silwood2, 1764 nucleotides. NCBI's taxonomy places the organism in Eukaryota, Metazoa, Rotifera, Eurotatoria, Philodinida, Philodinidae. The record is from the annotation of a GenBank genome assembly.
AUGGAUUCUCUAGAAAGUCGAAAGCGGCAAGGAGGAUGUAUGAAAUUUCUUGGUGAAUAUUGGGCUCUUCUCAUCAAAAUGCUUCUCUUGACAAAACGUAAACGUGGUCAAACCAUAGCAGAAUUUCUUCUUGCAUAUAUAUUUUUGAUUCUUCUACUUGCUAUGAGAUAUCUUCUCGAUCGUAGCUAUUAUCAAGCGCGACAAAUGACAGCAUUCCGUCCAUAUGACUCAAUGUUAAGUAAUAGCACAACUGCCAAUAUAACAUAUUAUUAUCCUUAUAGUGUAUGUACGGAUACAAUUGUGAGAACUGCUGUUAGCAAUUUAGCACUGAAUGUUCCUGGUUUUCCUACCAGCGUUCAAUCAAUUUCGGAUCCGACUUUAUCAUCUUUUUCAAAUUCGACAUUGGAAACAAUUUUUGCCUACGUUUAUUUUACUAAUAUCGAUGCUUCAUGUAAUACUUAUACUUCAAUACCAGAUCAAGUUCAAUAUACAUUACGAAUGCAAGAAAAUGGUCUUACAUAUUAUCGUGCUCAACAGGUUAAACUUUCUGAAAGUGAUUAUUUUUGGAAACGUUCACCCGAAGAUUAUUGCCAAGACAAUAAAACAGCGAUUAAUUAUACAACUCAAUUUUUAGGUGUUCAAUAUUUUAUUGAUUUAUCAAUUAUUGAAUAUACAACAAGUAUCAGUCAGAGUAUAUCAAGUAUUUAUAUGUAUCAUUUUGGUUGUCCAGAAGUUUAUUUGGAUCAACUUCAUUCGGGUUUUAAUUUCUUCGUUCCAUUAUUUUAUUCUAUUAUCUAUGUCGUGACAUUUAUUUUGAACGUUGGGUACAUAGUCGAAGAACGUGCGAACAAAACUAAGGAAUAUUUACGAAUCUUUGGUCUUCGUACUUGGGUAAAUAAUCUCGUUUGGGUAACACGAUCAAUGUUUAUUUUUUUCAUAUUAACUUGUAUUUCAACUGGAUUGAGUAAAGUUCCUUUAAAAGGAUCAAGUAGUGCAUGGAAUAGUGCUAGCAAAGCUGUUUUUAAUUAUACACAUUGGACAGUUCUUUGGACAGUCUUAUUUGUUUAUUCAAUUCAAGUAUCGACAUUUGCUGUUUUGUUUGGACAAUUUUUUAAACGAACUUUAUUAGCAAAAUUAAUUGGUUUGAUUAUUUGGAUUUUAACAUUUAUUGAUUAUUAUUCUAGUGCACCAGUUGGUCUUCGAUAUUUUCUAUGUUUUUUUCCAAAUGCUGGUCUUUUAUUUUGUAUACAAGUUAUGGAACAAUAUGAACGUCGAAGUAGUGGUAUGGUCACAUAUGGAGAACUUUAUUCAAAUAUAUUUGUAUAUCGAUUAUAUAUUGGCCUAUGUCUUCUGCUUAUGUUAAUCUAUUCUGUGAUUUAUAUGUUUCUUGCUAUUUAUGUUGAACGUGUCAAUCCUGGUGAAUUUGGUAUUUCACAACCAUGGAAUUAUUUAUUUAGAAAAUCUUAUUGGACAUCAUCAAGAGUACAACCAGCUGAUAUUGGAAAUAAUUUUAGUAAAAUUCAUAAUGAUACACCAAAUAACAAUAAUUGGAUUGAAUUGAAUCAUGUUGAGAAGAAAAAAAAUCCAUCAAUGACAAUAGAUCAUUUAACUAAAACUUUUGGAAAUUUUCAAGCUGUUUCAAAUCUUUCACUUGAGUUUUACUCUGGUGAAGUAUGUACAUUGUUAGGACAUAAUGGUGCAGGAAAAACAACUACAACAUUUAUUCUUGUUGGCAUGUUAAUUUUUAUUGAAAAUUUCGAUUGA